AUGCUGAGAUCAUUAUUCAAGAUCAUUCGGCCGCUCUUUGGUUGGAUUUUCGGAAUAACCAUCCUGUGGACGUCACUCUUUGGUGCCUACAUCAUCUCCAUUUUUGUGUUCCUCAUCCUCCUCGGCAAACACGCAACAUGGCGGUCGCUCAUGGAUCGUUCAGUCAGCUUCUGGAUGAUGGUUCCAAUUGGAUUUCUUGAGUUGAUUUUUGGGAUGAAAGUGCGAGUGUCUGGAGACGAGAUCGAGUACGAUAAGCCUGCACUGAUAAUAAUGAACCACAGGACAAGGUUAGACUGGAUGUAUAUGUGGUCGGCUUUGUAUCAGAUGAAUCCCUGGCUCAUCACAUCUAACAAGAUCUCUCUCAAAGCCCAACUGCAGAAUCUUCCAGGAGCUGGUUUUGGCAUGUCCGCGUCGCAUUUUCUUUUUCUACAACGGAACAUGGAAAAAGAUGCAGUCACAUUUGAUACUGCUAUAGACUACUACAAGAGCAUGAAUAACAACUAUCAGCUACUGCUCUUUCCCGAGGGAACCGACAAAUCUCCGUGGACAACCACAAAAAGUUUGGAGUAUGCAAAAAAGAACGGUCUCAAGCAGUUGAAACAUCUCCUGUAUCCCCGUGUUGCUGGUUUCUACCAUCUUUUGACAAAAAUGAGAGAAGCAAAUUUCGUUACCUACAUCUACGAUAUCACAAUCGCGUAUCCCCACAACAUUGUACAGUCCGAGAUAGACCUUGUGCUGAAAGGCGAUGCUCCGCGUGAAGUGCACUUCCACGUCAAAAAGAUCUCAGUGAACGACGUUCCAAGGAAUGAACCGGAUUGCGGGCGAUGGCUGAAUGAACUAUGGUUACAAAAAGAAGCUUGUCUGGAAGGGUAUUACUCGGAACCGAAGCCAUGCAAUCGAAGAUUUCCAAUUGAGAAAGGCCAGAGAGUUUGGAAAAAUACUCAUGAGCCGGCAAAGGUUGCGAUCGUGAAGCGGUUUAGCUUCUGCUUCUGGGUGUUUGUCGUCUCGGUGGUAGCAUAUCACUUGUUGUUCUUGAGACCACUACAGCUUCUCAUCCUGUACUUCAUAAUCUGUUUCUUCAUUAUAAAGUUCCUGUACGGUACUUUGGACCAAUUUGUCAUCUAUCGAUGGAGGCAGUCGUUGAAAUCCUGA
This is a messenger RNA of Necator americanus (New World hookworm), 1152 nucleotides long. RefSeq lists its product as uncharacterized. Gene Ontology annotation, biological process: phosphatidylinositol acyl-chain remodeling. The record is from RefSeq and is a predicted model, not a curated record. Gene Ontology annotation, molecular function: acyltransferase activity. Bases 1 to 1152 code for a protein of 383 amino acids. Gene Ontology annotation, cellular component: endoplasmic reticulum; endomembrane system. NCBI's taxonomy places the organism in Eukaryota, Metazoa, Nematoda, Chromadorea, Rhabditida, Ancylostomatidae. The transcript has 11 exons.